Molecule: messenger RNA, 5947 nt
Organism: Nerophis lumbriciformis (worm pipefish)
Lineage: Eukaryota; Metazoa; Chordata; Actinopteri; Syngnathiformes; Syngnathidae
Gene: slco5a1a
Product: solute carrier organic anion transporter family member 5A1a
Biological process (GO): sodium-independent organic anion transport; transmembrane transport
Cellular component (GO): basolateral plasma membrane
Molecular function (GO): protein binding
Source: RefSeq, a predicted model, not a curated record
CCCAUCAUACUUCCGGUGUUUUCCCAUCGCUCUUGGCUGCCGUCAGCUCCUCUAAUGAGACUUUGUUCAUUUGCCGCCUCACAGCGACUAACAAGCGAGGACAUCGUUGUUUGCGAUUGUCAGGGCAGGCUGGGAUGCAGCAGCUCUGCAGCCUCCGCAGGCUCACUUCAUCCCAGCAGCACAAGCCCAAAGGACGAGGACGAGCGUCAGUCUGGUUGUGGAGCUGCUGCCGGACCUGAUAGGAGGCCUCGCCCGGGCAGAAGGACAUCAACAAAGGUGCAGAUAGGCUCUACUCAAAGCUGACAUCAUGGCCAUCAUCCUGUGAGGCGCUCUAGACUCGGACCCAGAGGACACAACAAUGACGGAGCGUGAGGAGACCGAGUUGUCCGUGUCCCUUCACAAGGAGGACGGCAUGUCCAGCGAGACGGAGGAGCCAGGUACGAACGUCACAUGUCAAAGUGUUCCCGUGUUAAACCCAGCGCCGCCUCCAGGGGAAACCUUACUGUCUCCUUCGGUGUCCGUCAUGGCAGAGGAGAGCUCAGAGUUCAUCCAGCCGCCCGCCAACGUGGACGCCGUCGACUGCGCGUCCCGGUCCAAGUACUUGCCCAAGGCGGGCAAGUCGGCGCUCAACCGGCCCGGUUCGUACACCGAGACAUCGGCGGUGCGGCGUAACAAGAAGGUGGCGAGGAGAAAGCCUGUGGGCUACUUGUCCUCCAGGCUGGCUCAGCUCGGCGUGCCUAGCAGGAAGUACCUGGCGCUCAUCCUGCAGGACUCGCGCUGCUUCCUGUUCUGCAUGUGCUACUUGACUUUCAUCCAGUCCCUCAUGGUGUCCGGCUACCUCAGCAGUGUCAUCACCACCAUCGAGAAGCGCUAUAGCCUCAGGAGCUCAGAGUCAGGCCUCCUGGUCAGCUGCUUUGACAUCGGCAGCCUUCUGGUGGUCGUCUUCAUCAGCUACUUUGGCGGGCGGGGCCAGAGGCCACGCUGGCUGGCGGUGGGUGGGGUCUUCAUUGCUGUGGGCGCCGCCCUCUUCUCCUUACCGCACUUCAUCUCCCAGCCCUACCAGAUCCAGGAAGUCAACUCAUCCUUGGCCAAUGAGGGUCUGUGCAUGAACAGCAACGCCAGUGGCAGGGACCGAGUGGACAUCACUUCCUGUCCCAGGGACCAGGAGGGCAAUGAACACAACCUCUAUGUGGCGCUCUUCAUCAUCGCGCAGAUUCUGGUUGGCAUGGGCUCCACGCCCAUCUACACCCUGGGCCCCACCUACCUGGACGACAACGUCAAGAAAGAGAACGCCUCGCUCUAUCUAGCCAUCAUGUACGUGAUGGGAGCGCUGGGCCCGGCUGCCGGCUACCUGUUGGGUGGCGUCCUCAUCGGCUUCUACGUGGACCCCAAGACUGCGGUCAACAUUGACCAGAGCGACCCCCGCUUCAUCGGAAACUGGUGGAGCGGUUUCCUGCUGUGCGCCGUGGCCAUGCUGCUGGUCAUCUUCCCCAUGUUCACCUUCCCUAAGAAGCUGCCACCCCGACACAAGAAGAAGAAGAGGAGGAAAAAGCUGAGUUUGGACGAGCUGUCCAGCGAUGACGACGUCCUGAAGGAGAAGAGCAACAACGGCAAGAGCCAAGGGGUCACCUCGUCCAUGGGCUUUGGGAGGGACAUCAAAGACCUUCCCAAGGCGGCCGUGAGGAUCCUGAGCAACGUCACCUUCUUGUUUGUCAGUCUGUCCUACACGGCCGAGAGUGCCAUUGUCACCGCCUUCAUCACCUUCAUCCCCAAGUUCAUCGAGUCGCAAUUCGGCAUCCCCGCCUCCAGCGCCAGCAUCUACACAGGCCUGAUCAUCGUGCCAAGCGCGGGCGUGGGCAUCGUGCUGGGCGGCUACAUCAUCAAAAAGCUAAAACUGGGCGCCCGCGAGUCAGCCAAGCUCGCCAUGAUCUGUAGCGGCGUGUCUCUGCUCUGCUUCUCCACGCUCUUCAUCGUGGGCUGCGACAGCAUCAACCUCGGUGGGAUCAACAUACCAUACACCACAGGGCCGACGCUGACCAUGACACAGAGGAACCUGACGGGAGGUUGCAACGUCAACUGCGGCUGCAGAAUCCACGAGUACGCUCCGGUCUGCGGCUCCGAUGGCAUCACAUACUUCAACCCCUGCCUGGCCGGCUGCGGCAGCGUUUCUAACGACAGCAGCGGUGUUCGUAACUACUCAGACUGCGCCUGCGUCCAGAGCCGCCAGGUCAUCACGCCGUCGUCCAGCGGGCCGGGCGGCAACCAGCUGCAAUUGGUCAUCGUCAAGACAUACCUCAACGAGAACGGAUACGCCGUGUCUGGGAAGUGCGACCGCACCUGCAGCACCCUCAUUCCCUUCCUAAUCUUCCUCUUCAUCGUCACGCUCAUCACCGCCUGCGCUCAGCCCUCCGCCAUCAUCGUCACCCUCAGGUCGGUCGCUGAGCAAGAAAGACCGUUUGCUUUGGGGAUGCAGUUUGUCCUCCUCAGGACUCUUGCCUACAUCCCGACUCCCAUUUACUUUGGCGCCGUGAUCGACACCACGUGCAUGUUGUGGCAGCAGGACUGCGGCGUGCACGGCUCGUGUUGGGAGUAUGACGUGACGUCGUUGCGCUUCGUGUACUUCGGCCUGGCCGCCAGCCUCAAGUUCCUGGGCUUCCUCUUCAUCUUCCUGACGUGGUACUCCAUCAAGUAUAGGGAGGAGCGCGUGGAGCGCUGGCUGAAGCACCACCUGUCGCCCGUUGACACGGUGGGCAGUCUUGUGUGUCACCCGGGGGGCCACAAGGGCCAUGCCCGCACACGCUCCUGCCCCGUCAACAUACCCAGGAGCGACCACGCCGUUCACCCUGCUGGCAUGCCGCCACGCGCCGGAGUCCUCAACCGUGGUGUCAGCACUCAGAGUUGCCCAGGCAAUGAGUUGAAAGCAAUAACCCCGCCCCCUCCCGCCGUUGUACCUCCACCUGCGCCGGCCCGCUCUUUGGAGCACGUCUCAGUCCGGGUCUGACUUUCACUUUUAAGAGGCGGACCAGAAGCCAAUCAGCUCCGGACCUAAGGGGCAGUGGGCGGUGCCAACGAUGGCGAGGGAGCCUCGUCCUGAUGGAUCUCUGCUUAUUGAGCCGCCAUGGCGUCCAUUGCUCUUGAUGCUCCGCCCCCUUCAACUGGGCUCCAUGUGCCUUGUGUCACCUCACAGCGCUCGCACUCCCUCUGGUGGACUGUGGCCCCGCCUACACAUACCUCAAUUCAAACUGCCCCCACCCCCUUUCCCUGCUGCAUUUGGUUCUGUCACCUUGAAGACUGGCGAGGACUUGACAGCCAUUUUGAAGAUUCUUGACUGACUGGCUAUGAAGCUCCAUCCCCACCGUCCCUGCCUGACACAAUGACAUAAUGGCACAAUGAAGGCAGGAAGUGUGUUACACACACACGUGAGGAGAUUAAUGGUUGAACCUGGAAAAAAAGUGAAUGUUUUAGUAUUCCUGUCCAUCCUCUUUUUGAUUCACUUCCUGUCGUCUUCACGGGCACAUACACGCACGGUUUACUAACUCGCUGGCGUUCGUCAAAUCUGGGCGUCACAAGCCGCAGGAUCACUAAAGUAGGCGCUGUCACACUCUGGCUAGCUGGUCUUUAUUAAAAACACAUCCUCUGCUGAUUGGUUGAGCUGCCUUGACGUCACAUUAUGCAGCAUUCAGUCAGUCUUGCCCAUGUGGCGACACCUGCUGGUAACACGUACAACUGCAACUAAAAAACAUGCUGUGUCUCAAAUGGAAUACUUGUGUCAGUACACUUCAGUAAGUAUGCUGUGUAUACUGCGUGCUUAGUUUCUGAUUGUGUGAAUUUUGACAGUGUACAAUAGUACUGUCACAAAUCCAUUACUGUUAUUGUAGCGGUAUUGACGAUAAUAAUAGUUACCUUCUCUUCUUUUUAUGGUGAAUUGCAACCACUGAAGUUAGUCCACCCCCCUUCCACUACCUUACCAAGAUGGCGUCUAUUGAGGGUGCUGCCCCCCUUCCACUACCUUACCAAGAUGGCGUCUAUUGAGGGUGCUGAGUGUCCAACGCUGAACACUCACUAUCUUGACGACAAAAUCCGGGUACUGACAGUGACAUGCACUCAAGAAAUUGUAAUGUAUGUAAGUACAUACUUAUGCACUCAAGUGACUUAGUGUAAGUACACACUUGGCACUCAAGUGACUUUGUGUAAGUACACAUUUGGCACUCAAGUGACUUUGUGUAAGUACACAUUUGGCACUCAAGUGACUUUGAGUAAGUACUUUCUUAUGCACUCAAGUGGCUUAGUGUAAGUACACACUUGGCACUCAAGUGACUUAGUGUAAGUACACACUUGGCACUCAAGUGACAGUGUAAGUACACACUUGGCACUCAAGUGACUUAGUGUAAGUACACACUUGGCACUCAAGUGACUUAGUGUAAGUACAUACUUAUGCACUAAAGUGACUUAGUGUAAGUACACACUUGGCAGUCAAGUGACUUAGUGUAAGUACACACUUGGCACUCAAGUGACUUAGUGUAAGUACAUACUUAUGCACUCAAGUGGCUUAGUGUAAGUACACACUUGGCACUCAAUUGACUUAGUGUAAGUACACACUUGGCACUCAAGUGACUUGGUGUAAGUACAUACUUAUGCACUCAAGUGACUUAGUGUAAGUACACACUUGACACUCAAGUGACUUAGUGUAAGUACACACUUGGCACUCAAGUGACUUAGUGUAAGUACACACUUGGCACUCAAGUGACUAAGUACAUAUGUAUACACUCAAAAGACUAUGUUAAGGACACAAUUAUGUACUUAAAAGACUAAGUUCAAGUACACACUUAGGCACCCAAAACAGUGAAUGUACAGUCAAAGACUAAGUGUACAAUAAGUUAUACAGUCAAAGGACUACGUGUAAAGUUAAAGUACCAAUGAUUGUCACACACACACUAGGUGUGGCGAGAUUAUUCUCUGCAUUUGACCCAUCACCCUUGAUCACCCCCUGGGAGGUGAGGGGAGCAGUGGGCAGCAGCGGUGGCCGCGCCCGGGAAUCAUUUUGGUGAUUUAACCCCCAAUUCCAACCCUUGAUGCUGAGUGCCAAGCAGGGAGGUAAUGGGUCCCAUUUUUUUUAUAGUCUUUGGUAUGACUCGGUAAGUGCACACUUGUGUACACAAUAGGUUUAAGUUAACACGUAUGCACUCAAAAGACUAAAUCUAAGUUGACUAGGUGAAAAUAUGCACUUGUGCACUGAAAUUACUUAAGUGUAACUAAGUACACACUGGUGUACACACACAUAUGCACCCAAAAGAGUUGGGUUUAAGUAGACCAUUGUGUGCUCAAGACUCAGUGUACAGUAAGUGCACACUUAUGCACUCAAAGUACUAAUUGUAAGUACACUUAUGUACUCAUAAGACUAGGUUUAAGUACACACUUGUGUACUUAAGACUCAGUGUACUGUAGGUACACACUUAUGCAGUCAAUGGACUUAAGUGUAAGUACUCACUUGUGCACUCAAAAGGCCUAAGUGUAAGUAUGCACUUAAAAGCAAAGUGAAAGUACAAACUUAUGCACUCAAGAAGCUGAGUAAAAAUACACGUAUGCACUCAAAAGUCUAAAUGAAAGUACACACUCAUGCACUCAAGAAGCAAAGUGAAAGUACACACUUAUGCAUUCGAAAGACGAAGUGUAAGUACACAAGUGCACCAGUUGAGACACAGCCUGAGACUUUGUGUCAAGUCACGAAUGAUUCGAUGAGAGCAUUUCCGUGUAAAAGUAAGACAGACAUCAUUCCUAGUUUCCCGCCAAAGUGAGUCAUGUGACCAUCAGGCUGACGAACAUACGGCGCUAGAAGCAAUUUAGAAUCAAAAUUUUUAUUCUUAUCAGUAUUGUUUCUUUUACAAGAUCAUGUCUUCUUGGUCUGUCAGUAAAAUGUGAACAAAGAAUAAAAGUGUUUGUGUCUAUA